UCAAACUUAUAGCAUUUUGUAAACUGUCAUGUUAAGUUGACGGGGGCGUAUGUAUUUAUGUUUUACAAACGAGACAAUACAUAAAAAAAUCAUUUUGAUAUACUCCUAGCAUAACAGACGAUGUAAUCUACUAAAUCGCUAAAUUUAGGAAGAGUAGGAGAUGAUUUUGAUAAGAUUUCCUUCAGGUUAACCAAUACCAAUGUUUGGAUGUAUUUUUUAUAUAGUUUAGGCAACUAAAGAUGGUAUUUCUGCACUACUGGAGAUAUAUAUGAAAAAAGAAAUGCAAGCGAAACGUCGCUAUCUUUUAGUAUUCGUUGUGGCGUUCUUAACCCUAUGGUAUUUUGGUGGCUAUCAUUUACGGCACAAUUUCGAUUCCAACAUAGAUGUAAAGAAGCAGCUACCAGAUUUUGUCAAUUUAAAUAUUUUAGAGACUGGUUAUACAAUUGGUAGGAAUCGAAAACAUGUUGAAGAUGUUCCAAAAAGUUAUUGCCGCAUGGAAACAUGUUUUGAUUUUACCAGAUGUGAAAAAGACUUCAAAGUAUAUGUGUAUCCUCAAGAGGAUAGCAGUGUACCUAGUCCGUCCUAUUUAAAGCUUCUCAAUGUUUUAUUAGAGUCACGUUACUACAGCUCCAAUCCAAAAGAAGCUUGUUUAUUCAUCCUUAGCAUAGAUACUUUGGAUAGGGACCGUUUGAGUAAUGAUUAUGUUCGAAACAUGCAAAGCAGGCUGCAACGUUUGCCACAUUGGAACAACGGCGUUAAUCAUGUAAUUUUUAAUCUGUAUUCUGGCACUUGGCCAAAUUAUACGGAAAAUGAUUUGGAUUUUGACUAUGGCAAAGCAAUACUCGCUAAAGCCAGCAUGUCUGAGAACCAAGUUAGGCCUGGCUUUGAUAUAAGCAUUCCAUUAUUUCAUAAAAUCCAUAGAGAAAAGGGUGGAGAUCCUGGGUCAGUUUCAGCUAACAAUUAUCCUCUAGAAAAGACAUAUUUACUAGCAUUUAAAGGAAAGAGAUAUGUGCAUGGUAUAGGUUCAGAUACCAGAAACUCCCUGUAUCACUUACAUAACAGAAAAGACAUGGUAAUGGUAACAACUUGUAGACAUGGAAAAAGUUGGAAAGACAUGAAAGAUGAACGUUGUGACCAAGAUAACAAAGAAUAUGACAGAUAUGACUAUGAGACUCUAUUACAAAAUUCCACAUUUUGCCUUGUUCCUCGUGGGAGAAGACUAGGUUCCUUUAGAUUUUUAGAAGCUUUACAAGCUGGUUGCAUACCCGUUUUGCUAUCAAAUGGCUGGACAUUGCCGUUUUCCGAAGUUAUCGAUUGGAAUAAAGCUGUAGUAUGGGCCGAUGAAAGGUUGUUACUUCAGGUGCCACACAUCAUCAGGUCGAUAUCUCCUAGUAAAAUAUUACAACUCCGUCAACAAACUCAAGUGCUUUGGGAUAGAUAUUUUUCUUCCAUUGAAAAAAUAGUAUAUACGACUCUAGAAAUAAUUAAAGAAAAAUUGCCUAGAAAGCAAAAACGAGACGGAACUAUUUGGAAUAAUUUCCCAGGAGCUUUAGUCACUUUGCCGACUUUUUCCGACGCAAAGGAAGACUUUCCUUUUCACGUUCAAUCCGAGGCACUUCGAUUUACUGCGGUUGUCUAUUGCCAAUUAGGUAUACCCCUAUCAACUACGUCAGCACUUUAUAGAUUAGUUACAAGCCUAAGUAAAAGCAAAUACGUCUCGAAAAUUCUAAUAGUGUGGUCAAACGAGAAACGUCGUCCUAACCGUAGUCGUUGGCCAAGUUUACCGAUACAUAUUCCAUUACAUAUCAUCGAAACUGGAUACGGAAUCGAAGCGAAAUCCAGUAUUUCCCAAAGGUUUUAUCCCCACAAGGAGAUUGAAACUGACACAGUACUUUCAUUGGACGAGGAUACAGUUCUGACCACUGAGGAAAUUGAUUUUGCUUUUGUCGUUUGGAAACAAUUUCCAGAUAGAAUCGUUGGUUAUCCCGGUAGAUCGCACUACUGGGAUGACUCAAAGUCAACAUGGGGUUACACGUCAAAGUGGACCAAUGAUUAUUCAAUAGUUUUAACUGGCGCUGCCUUUUAUCACCGAUACUACAACUAUCUUUACACGGAAUGGUUGAGCCCUUUGUUGCACAAAACUGUAGAACAAAGCCAAAAUUGUGAGGACAUCUUGAUGAAUUUUUUAGUGAGUCAUGUGACCAGGAGGCCACCUAUCAAAGUGACACAAAGGAAACAGUAUAAGGAACAAUCUGGGGCGGGCAGUUGGUCUCCUUGGAACGAUCCGGAUCAUUUUAUCCAGAGGCAGACAUGUCUUAACACGUUCGCAGCUGUUUUCGGUUAUAUGCCCCUUUUGAGAUCUAACUUCCGGCUGGAUCCUGUGCUUUUCAAAGAUUCGGUCUCCAACAAACGGAAAAGGUAUAAAAAAAUUGAACUUGUGGGGAACUAAUCCUUCAUGUUUUUUAUACGAUAUAUUCAAAGUUCCACGAGAGUGUAUAUAACCUCGCAAAAUAUGUGAAAUUGAAAAUGAUGCAGGAGCUAAACAGAGGCUAAUAUGAUUUGUAUUCCAGCAAGAUAAUUUUAAACAUCCACCAUAUCUGUUAAGCAAUAAUGUACAAACCUAAAGUUUUUCUGAAUUUUGAGAGGUUAUUUAUGUUGCCAUACAUAUUAUGUGAUGUGUUAUUAUUAUUAAAUAUAAGUCCCCUGGCAACUGCUAUAUUUAAUGUUGUAAAUACAAAGUGAAAUUAGUUUUUAUAUAACAAUUUUGGGGGGAACUAGUUUUGUCGGAUCACUGCAUUAUUAUUAUAUUGUUUUUUUUUUCAAUUUUAAUUCAAAUUUAAAUCGUAUUAAUUUAAAUUCAUUACGCCAAGUUCUUCGUGGAUUUUUUAACGAAAGGUUUAUCCUUAUCAAUAAAAUGAAUCAAUAAAAAUGAGAGCUUAUGGACAGAAUUUGUCGUUGUAACAUUAUUGUGAUUAAUUUGGUAUUAGCUUUGUUCCAACCGCGGUCAGAAAUUGGUUUUUGAACUGUAAAUUGCUGUCACUGAACCGAUUUUUGUCAGGCAAAAUAACAUUAAUCGUAUCAAAAAAUCAGUUGAGUGACAGGAGUUUAUUGCUACAAACCGGUUUCUAACUGCGGUUGGAACAAAGCUAUUGUAUUUUCGUAUGAUGUCGAUUUUAUGUAACAAUGCCAAAAAUGAGAGAAGCAGUAAAAAUACCGGAAAGGAAAGGAAUUUAUAAAUUAUAAUAUUUGUUGAGCUUAAUUUAACAGAACUGUUAGGUUGUGAUGUGUAAAAUCGAGUAACUACUUUUUCUUCACCAAAUAAAUUUCGUGAAUUAAUUCACGAAGAAAUUCGCCAUAAGUAUUUGGAAUAUUUUUCGCCAUAUUCGUUCGUUUCUUUCUUGUUAAAAAAAAUAUUUCCAAGACAGAAAUUUAGGCCAUUUAGUUUAAGCGAAUUAUUACUUUAAAUCGUAUCCUAGUCAAUUUAAUUUUUGUUUAAACUUUGAGUGUACUUUUAAUUGUGUAAAUAUCUUUGUAUCGGUUUUAUUUAUCCAGUUACCAUUGUAUUGCUUUUUAUUAGAUCAAAUGUUGUUAUUUCGUUCUAAAGUUUAUAUCAUUACGUUUGUGAAAAUAAUUUCUGAAA
Messenger RNA from Cylas formicarius (sweet potato weevil), 3640 nucleotides. It is a transcript of the gene ttv, whose product is annotated as exostosin-1. Bases 269 to 2449 code for a protein of 726 amino acids. The transcript is spliced from 5 exons. NCBI's taxonomy places the organism in Eukaryota, Metazoa, Arthropoda, Insecta, Coleoptera, Brentidae. Gene Ontology annotation, cellular component: membrane. Gene Ontology annotation, molecular function: glycosyltransferase activity. The record is from RefSeq and is a predicted model, not a curated record.